This is a messenger RNA of Stegastes partitus (bicolor damselfish), 2795 nucleotides long. It is a transcript of the gene hyal4, whose product is annotated as hyaluronidase 4. Gene Ontology annotation, cellular component: cytoplasmic vesicle. Lineage: Eukaryota; Metazoa; Chordata; Actinopteri; Pomacentridae. The record is from RefSeq and is a predicted model, not a curated record. Gene Ontology annotation, biological process: carbohydrate metabolic process; hyaluronan catabolic process. Gene Ontology annotation, molecular function: hyalurononglucosaminidase activity. The coding region runs from base 1 to 1545 and encodes 514 amino acids. The transcript has 3 exons.
AUGCCUGUGGUGCCAGUGGGCGGGGCAUCCUCCUCCCAUCACGUUGUACCUGUCGCCCUCACCUGCUCCUGGCUGCUCCUGCUCUUCCAUGCUGCCUUCGGUCAGAAACCUGCCAAGCUGCCUCUGAUUGGCCGGAAGCCCUUCAUCGCUGCCUGGAAUGCCCCACUGGACAUGUGCACUAUCAAGUACAAUGUCACUGCCAACCUUGACCGCCUCUUUAACAUCCACGGGAGUCCACGUGCUGAUUGGACGGGCCAGAACGUCACCAUCUUCUAUGCCAAUCGGUUGGGAUACUACCCCUACUACACUCCACAGGGCAGUGCCAUGCAUGGAGGCCUGCCACAGAACUGCAGCCUUGACCUGCACCUGCUCAAAGCCUACCAGGACAUCAACCACUUCAUCCCUGCAGAGGACUUCCGGGGCCUGGCCGUCAUCGACUGGGAGUUCUGGCGACCUCAGUGGAGCCGUAACUGGCACAAGAAGGACAUUUACCGUCGUAAGUCGAGAGAGCUGACCAUGAAGGCGUACAUCAAUGUGACAGCAGCGCAGGUGGAGGAGCUGGCACGGCGGCGGUUUGAGAAAAGUGCCAAGGCAUUCAUGCAGAGGACUAUCCAGUUGGGGACACGCCUCCGCCCCAACGCCCUCUGGGGUUUCUACCUCUACCCUGACUGCCACAACUACAACCUGCAUGAGCAGAACUACACAGGCUUUUGCCCCCUGCUGGAGAGGCUGAGGAACGACGAGCUGCUGUGGCUUUGGAACAGCAGCACAGCUCUUUUUCCCUCUGUGGCCAUCAGGAAAAGUCACACUGACAGCAUCAGCAACCUGCACUUCGCCCAGCACAGGAUUCGAGAGUCACUCCGCAUCGCCUCACUGACCUCAAAGGAAUAUGACCUUCCCACCUACGUGUACCUGAGGUUGGGCUACCGAGACGAGGCCCUGGCCUUCCUCACCACAAAAGACUUGAUCCACACCAUUGGAGAGAGUGCUGCUCUGGGAGCUGCAGGAUUUGUCAUCUGGGGGGACCUGAAUCUGACCUCAUCCAGGCAUAACUGCACCAUGGUGAAGUCCUUCCUGAGCCACCGCCUGGGUCAGUACAUCACCAACGUGACGCGUGCUGCCGAAAUCUGCAGCGACUCCAUGUGCCAAGGGAACGGCCGCUGCGUCCGCCGGGACCCCCGUAGCCCCCAUUACCUCCACCUGAGCCCUGACACCUACCACAUCCAUCCCUCCGGGGACGGAGAUUUUACGGUCACUGGGUGGCACUCGCAGCAUGAACUCCAGCUGCUGACUGAGAGGUUUCGCUGCCAUUGUUAUGAAGGCCACGAGGGCGAAAGCUGCGACAGCAUCAACAAAGUGAGGGAGGACGAAGGGCCUUGGAAGAAGGAGAAGGACGAGCAAGAGAAGAAGAGGACAAUGUGGGAGGGCGAGCAGGGUGAGCGGUCGGAGGGAAGAGAGAACAUAGCACCACCGACUGGCUGUAGCCGCCACCUGUUGUUGUUGAUGCUCCUGUUGAACUUAUCGCUAGUAAAGAUGGUUGUAUGAUGAAACCUUAAAGAUUAAUCGACUUAAACACAUCUGCAAAAGAAUGUUGCUUUUCAACACAUGGUCAGUUUGUUUUAUUCCAGAGAAAUCUUUGACUCAGUUUGAAUGGCAGACACUACUGGUGUGUUACGUUGUAAUCCCGGUCAACCUUAAACCAACACUGCGAAACGUUUGUCUCCCCCUACUGGCAGUUAUUACACAAUUGCUGUCAACGUGCUUAUGAUUUCUGUCAUUGUCGUUGAAUGCUUUCUUUUAAUCCGUCCUCUAAUAUGGUGAGAUUUGUUUUAAUUUGGACCAUCAGAACCUUUUCUGCUUUGCUUCCAAAGUUUUUUUGUUGUUGUUGUUGUUGCAGGACUGUCGUGACAGACACCCAAUUUAAAACUUGGGUAUACUGUAAAAUACACCAGACGCUAUAGGCUAAAUGAACACUGUGUGAACUUGAUCAGCUUGAAUGUAAUGAACGUUGAUUUAUGUUAAAGUCAUGGACUCCAGCUUUAGGAUAACUGCUUUUACAGUAACCGCUACAGCUAGCAUGAACACAGUCCCAGUAAAAAGUGAAGAAGAAAUAAAGCCAGUUCAGUGUGAAUAUAGGGCUAUAAUAUUCUAAUAACUAGUUAUUAAGAUGUAGAGUAACAUCAACUGUUCAUGUUUAGUUGUUUAUGUAAUUCUAUGAACUACAUUUUCACAGAACUCCAAAGAGAUUAAUUUUGCAAUAACAAACACUGAAGCACAUUGCUUAAGUUUUUGAAAAGAUUUUUUUGUUUGUUUUUUUUCCCCACAGGGAAUUAAUCAUUCUAGAAAUUAUAAGUAUUUCUGGGCCCAGAAACAGUUUGGCAUAAAACCCCACCAAAUUAUUCCCUUGCACUCCGUUUUUUAAACUUUGAAUUGAACAAACACAACACAAAGUAAUAGUUUUAAAAAACUUAACAAAGGCUGGCUGGUAGAUUGUUUUACUUAUGGACAAAAGCAGGUUAUUUGUUUUCCCUUAAUCUCAUGUCAUGGUGCUGAGUUAAGCUAGUUGACUGCUUGGAGUAUCCUGAUGUUUAAGCAUGUGGCAUCUUGUCUUCUAACUCUCAUCAGGACCACAAAUAAUUGUAUUUCCCAAACUGUUCCUGUAACAUCCAGUAGAGGUCACUGCUGAUCGGAAGAAAGACAUCUUGGUGUUUCAUGAGAAACCCAAACAAGCCAUUUUUUUCCUGACAGCUGCUGUGUUGAAAAGUAACAAAUGUGUGUAAAAAAAAAAAGAAAGA